Messenger RNA from Tinamus guttatus (white-throated tinamou), 678 nucleotides. RefSeq names its product claudin-19. Gene Ontology annotation, molecular function: structural molecule activity. The record is from RefSeq and is a predicted model, not a curated record. NCBI's taxonomy places the organism in Eukaryota, Metazoa, Chordata, Aves, Tinamiformes, Tinamidae. Gene Ontology annotation, cellular component: membrane; bicellular tight junction.
AUGGCAUCGUCUUCGUCACAGAUCUGUGUCUUGCUGCUGGCUUUAUCGGGCUUCACCACCAUACUUGUUACUACCAUGUCCAACAGAUGGACCGUUUCCAGCGCCGCAGCCGUGUCAGCUCCUACGGAUUGGGUUUCGGAAGGUCUCUGGAUGGAGUGUGCUGUGGCCGCGCAGGGAAGAGUGCAGUGCAAGAGGUUUUUGUACUUGUUGAGUUCAGACAUUCAUGUUCAGGCAUGCCGUGCCCUGAUGAUUACUUCCAUCCUUUUGGGACUUAUAGCUACAAUACUCUCGCUGCUUGGUUUAAAGUGUGCACACAUCGGGUUGAGUAAUGAAGAUGGAAAAGUGAAGUUUGCUGUCACGGGAGGAUUUCUCUUUAUUUUAGGAGGUCUCUGUUCCAUGGUGGCUGUUUCUUGGUAUGCUGCAAUGGUUACGGCUCAGUUCUUCGACCCGUUGUAUGCUGGAACCAAGUAUGAACUAGGAGAUGCUUUGUACUUUGGCUGGGCUGGAUCUGUUCUUUAUGUGCUUGGUGGGAUCUUCCUGACCUGUUCGUGCAAAGGGAAGAAAAGAGGGAAAUACAGUGGCAGCAAAUAUGAUUAUUCCAUGGGCCAGGCAGUUCCUCAGCAGUACAUGUACUCCAAGAACUCAGAGGCAAUCACAAGCACCAAGGAGUAUGUCUAA